UAAAUCAAAGCAACAGAGGCUCCACCAUGUACAGUACCGUCUUACUACAUGUGAGACUUUAAGAAAUUGCAUUUCAGCACAUAGGGGGUGUUGCCACAAAGUAGCCAUAUUGAAUGAAUUGAGCCGGUCCACUGUCAACCGUAGCUGUCAACCCCACCAGGUCCCGAUGAAGACAGCUCCUCGUAAAUUCUACUCCCCACACGUCUCUUCUUCACGAUGGCCGCCACGGACAUAGACAUUUUCGCUAGAAAUGAAGAGGAGCGGAGCCUGGAGCUGGGCGGCCAUGUUGGGUUUGACAGUCUUCCAGACCAGUUGGUCAGUAAAUCGGUCACACAGGGAUUCUGCUUCAACAUCCUAUGUGUCGGUGAGACAGGGAUAGGUAAGUCGACGUUGAUGAACACGCUGUUCAACACACUGUUUGAGGCCGAGGAGGCCAGCCACUACCAGAACGGUGUGUACCUGCGGCCCAGGACCUAUGACCUGAAGGAGAGCAACGUUCAGCUCAAACUGACCGUAGUCGACACCGUGGGGUUCGGAGACCAGGUCAACAAGGAGGAGAGCUUCAAACCCAUAGUGGACUACAUCGACACCCAGUUUGAGACCUACCUGCAGGAGGAGAUGAAGAUCAAACGUUCCCUGUUCAACCACCACGACACCAGGAUCCAUAUCUGUCUCUACUUCAUCGCCCCCACCGGACACUCCCUGAAAUCACUGGAUCUGGUCACCAUGAAGAAACUGGACAGCAAGGUGAACAUCAUCCCCAUCAUUGCGAAGGCAGACACGAUAUCUAAGAGCGAGCUGCACAAGUUCAAGAUCAAGAUCAUGUCAGAGCUGGUGAGCAACGGUGUUCAGAUCCACCAGUUCCCUACCGAGGACGAGGCUGUCACAGAGAUCAACUCCUCUAUGAAUGCCCAUCUGCCCUUUGCUGUGGUGGGGAGUGUUGAGGAGGUUAAAGUGGGUAAUAAGAUGGUGAAAGCGAGACUGUACCCCUGGGGAACCGUACAGGUGGAGAACGAGAGCCACUGUGACUUUGUGAAGCUGAGAGAGAUGUUGCUGAGAGUGAACAUGGAAGACCUGAGGGAGCAGACUCACGCCAGACACUACGAGCUCUACAGACGCUGCAAACUGGAGGAGAUGGGCUUCACAGAUACAAACCCUGACAGCAAACCCUUUAGUCUGCAGGAGACGUAUGAGACCAAGAGGAAAGAGCUCCUGGGGGAUCUGCAGCAGAAUGAGGAGGAGAUGAGACAGAUGUUUGUCAACAAGGUGAAGGAGACCGAGGCAGAGCUGAAAGAAAAGGAGAGGGAGCUCCAUGAGAGGUUUGAGCAGCUGAAGAGGAUGCACCAGGAGGAGAAGAGGAAUCUGGAGGAGAAGAGGAGAGAUCUGGAGGAGGAGAUGAACACCUUCAACAGGAGGAAGGUGGCAGCUGAGACGCUGAUGGGUCAGUCUCUACAGGAAUCCUCACAACCAUUCAAAAAGGACAAGAAGAAUUGAUUCAUGGCACCACAGCAACACCCAAGCUUCUUUAGUCUUCCGUCUGCCUGCUCCCUAACAUCAGGAAGGAAUUUAAAUUAGAAGACUGAAUUUCUACCACGCCAAAAGGAGGGCUGUUCUAUUCUUCCCCUAUUGACAAUUAACAGUCUAUUGAGCUUACUAUUUUUUACAGUGUGAUUCAAAGCUACAUUUUUGUAAAAUGUGUGCCCUAAAUGGCACCCUAUUCCCUAUACUGUGCACAACUUUUGACCUAAGAAUCUGGUCAAAAGUAGUGCACUACAUAGGGAAUAGAAUGCCAUUUGGGAUGGACCCCUUGCUGUGAUGUGCUCUCCUUCCUGAACUCUUCAAGUUAUGUUCCUACCUAUACCUGGUCCCUGGAGUCUUCCAUACAGUGCAGUCCAAGCUCAGCAUAUUAUUACACACUUUCUCUAAUACUUAGAAAGUGUAUAGGCUAUCUAUAGGGCUAUAAAGUAGUGCACUAUAUAGGGAAUAGGGUACCAUUUGGCAUGCAACCUUAGUUCAAUAAAAGCCGAUGCUCUAUAGCUCUAAAGCCCUCAAACUCAACUCUGGACCUCAAAGCCAGUUCCACAGCAUUUUUUCAUUGACCACGUUUACAUUAGCACAGUAUUAUGGAUAAUAUAGCUCAUAUCCUGCUUAAGGUCUUAUUCAGGAUAAGCUGUUUACAUGCACCCUGGACUCAUGACUAUCAUUGUGUCCAUUAAUAAACAGAAUAUUCCUCAUUUAAGUAUAUGGGUUAAAUGGAAUAGUAACUGAAAUAUGGACACUGAGUGUAGGCCUAUAACCUCAUGAAGUGUAAUAUAAUAUUAACUCUUGCAGAAUUAUGCAUGUCUUGCAGUGAAAUUAUACAACAAAUGUUAAUUUUGUCUUGGGAACAGGAGUGGAGAAAUAUGAUUUCUUUCUUUCAGCAUCUCUUGAGAAAAUGCAAAUGAGCCGUGUGAUGCGUUAUCUUUGACACUGUUAUGCAAGCAGACAGUAUUUCAACCACAACAAAUAUGCACCAAGUCGAACUGAAGUUUUAUCAGAAACUUGUUUCAUCGUUUUCUCAGGUUUUCAUUUCCUUAAAACACUUCAAACUGAUGACAUGUUUUGGACAUUUUACACAAGACCAAGCUUUCCACCAUUUUGGAGUUAUUGCGUUAUUGCAUGUCCCCCACCCACAUUCUGGAAUUACAUUUUUGGCCCCCCCAGUUUUAUAAUUGGAAUGUGAUACAAAACAAUGCAACGGUGUGCUUUAGGACCAUGCGGACGCCUCCGAG
Messenger RNA from Coregonus clupeaformis (lake whitefish), 2771 nucleotides. RefSeq names its product septin-8-A-like. The record is from RefSeq and is a predicted model, not a curated record. Lineage: Eukaryota; Metazoa; Chordata; Actinopteri; Salmoniformes; Salmonidae. Bases 217 to 1494 code for a protein of 425 amino acids. Gene Ontology annotation, molecular function: GTPase activity; molecular adaptor activity; GTP binding. Gene Ontology annotation, biological process: cytoskeleton-dependent cytokinesis. The transcript has 11 exons. Gene Ontology annotation, cellular component: cell division site; septin ring; septin complex.